Messenger RNA from Centruroides sculpturatus (bark scorpion), 880 nucleotides. RefSeq names its product ras-related protein Rab-2-like. The record is from RefSeq and is a predicted model, not a curated record. Gene Ontology annotation, molecular function: GTP binding; GTPase activity. NCBI's taxonomy places the organism in Eukaryota, Metazoa, Arthropoda, Arachnida, Scorpiones, Buthidae. Gene Ontology annotation, cellular component: Golgi apparatus. The coding region runs from base 85 to 723 and encodes 212 amino acids. The transcript is spliced from 8 exons.
CGCCACUAGCGCUGACGCAAUCCGUAUGAUUCAGUGGGUUGGCUUGUUUGUUUGUGUACUAAAUCUAGUAAAUAAGGAGCGAAGAUGUCUUAUGCAUAUUUAUUCAAAUAUAUAAUUAUUGGUGACACAGGUGUUGGAAAAUCCUGUUUAUUAUUACAAUUUACUGAUAAAAGAUUUCAACCAGUACAUGAUCUAACAAUAGGUGUUGAAUUUGGUGCAAGAAUGAUAACAAUUGAUGGAAAACAAGUGAAACUCCAGAUUUGGGAUACAGCAGGUCAGGAAGCAUUUCGUUCAAUUACCAGAUCUUACUACAGAGGAGCGGCUGGUGCAUUAUUGGUUUAUGAUAUUACAAGGCAAGACACAUUCUCUCACCUAGCGUCUUGGUUAGAAGAUGCAAAACAACAUUCCAAUUCAAAUAUGGUUAUAAUGUUAAUUGGAAAUAAAUGUGAUUUGGAAAGUAAAAGAGAAGUAAAUAGAGAAGAAGGAGAAAUAUUUGCUCGUGAACAUGGUCUAAUAUUUAUGGAAACAUCUGCUAAAACAGCUGCUAAUGUGGAAGAAGCAUUUAUAAAUACUGCCAAAGAAAUUUAUGAUAAAAUUCAAGGAGGUGCUUUUGAUAUCAGUAAUGAGGCUAAUGGUAUUAAAAUUGGUACUCAACACUCUCCUACAAAUCGUCCUCUUCCAGUUAAUAGCCAAGGGUCAGGUCAAGGAAGUGGCUGCUGUUAAAUAUUAAUUCAUUGGUGUAAAUCAUUAUUUCUGUAGUUUUAGCCUGUAAUGCUUAUUUUCUUAUUUGUACAUUUUAAUUUGUAAAUUCUGUUCUAAACAUAUAUUUAUACAAAGUAUUUUUGAAUACGUAAAGAGAAAUAUUAAAGUUUGACAAUCA